This is a messenger RNA of Puntigrus tetrazona (Sumatra barb), 4489 nucleotides long. RefSeq names its product vasorin a (gene vasna). The record is from RefSeq and is a predicted model, not a curated record. Lineage: Eukaryota; Metazoa; Chordata; Actinopteri; Cypriniformes; Cyprinidae. Bases 519 to 2579 code for a protein of 686 amino acids. Gene Ontology annotation, molecular function: protein binding. The transcript is spliced from 2 exons.
AGAGUAUAAGGGAAACGUGUGCUUCGUCCUCUAUACUGAGAAUAAGCAAUGACGUGUUUUGCCCGCGAAAUAAUGUGACGCGGAUUAAAGAAACGUUACAUUACAAACUACCGCAUAUACGCAUGGUGGCGUUAGGUUAUGGUUUCUAGUAUGGUGUGUUGUUGGGAACAUACCCCUUGUCACCACAGCCUGGCGACGGAGAGUUGUGUCAAGCCUGGACAGCUUCGCUCCUCCUUCCUAAAACUCCGGAGGUGUUGCGCUCCUGCCAUUCAGUAAAAACACCGUCGCGUUCCUGAAGCUCAGACGUCUGCCUGGACGCAACCUGUACGGAACGGGGAGGCUCCGUGUGCGCGCCGUAUGGUGAUGUAUGCCGCAACUUCCCUUCAGGAGACACUGUUCCUGCCCGAUGAGUGACCGCGCAAGAGUCCUGAACGUCGUUCUUUGAUCGCGCUACUUUUGUGGAUAAAACAACGCGCGUUUUACGGGAUUCAAUCACAAAGGCUAGACAGUAAUCAGCGAUGCGACCAUUAUCUCCCCUGUGUCAUCUCAUCUUGUUUCACUUACUGUGUGGAUCUCUGAGUAGCAGAUGUCCUCAAGAGUGCUCAUGCAUUGCUGUUACUGCCAUCUUCUGUGUCCAGCAGAACUUGAGCAACAUGCCUCGUGGCCUGCCAUCAUCCGCAAAGGACAUCUUCGUCUUUCAGAACAAUAUCAUCACCUUGCAAAAGCAGGACUUUGUAGAGCUUGGCGAGAUUGUAAUGCUAGACUUAAGUCAGAAUGCCGUCAAUGAAAUCCCUGAUGGGGUGUUCAGCCCACUCUCCUCUCUACACAACCUGGAUCUCUCUUCCAACCAUAUCACCCACAUUUCCAAAGACAGCUUUGCUGGACUGGUUAACCUGGAAAGGCUGUAUCUCUACAGCAACCGCAUUCAGAGCAUUCACCCAGCUGCAUUUGAGGGACUAGAGAAUCUACUGGAGCUGAAGCUACAGGGGAAUCAGAUUAGUGUGUUGCCAGCUUUGAAACUGCCCAAGCUGCUCCACUUGGACCUUAGUUAUAAUAGUAUCCCACCUAUUGGACCUAAAGAUUUACAGACACCACACCUUGAGUCUCUUAAAAUAGCUGGACUGCGGUUGACCAGUCUGGAUGAGGAUCUGCUAAGCAGCCUGGUGAACCUACAUGUUCUGGAUGUUUCCCAGAACCUGCUUGUAGAAUUUCAACCUACAGUAAAGGUAAUGGGAGGUCUACGAAACCUCAAUUUAACUGGGAAUCCCUUGGGUUCCCUAAAACACGAAGACUUCCAAAAUUUGGCUAAUUUACUAGAGCUUGACUUGAGCAACCUUAAUUUGCAAGGCUUCCCCGAGGGCUUCUUCGGCCUUUUUCCCAAACUUGAGAAACUCACUGCAGCAGAAAACCCCUUUAACUGCCUUUGCCCACUUGCCUGGUUUCCAGCAUGGGUAAAAGAUGCCCAAAUAGAACUGCUGAGAAUGGAGGAGACUCGUUGCCACUUUCCACCAAUAACCUCAGGAAAGGUUUUGGCAAAGUUGGAACAUAAAGAUUUUGGCUGUCCCACUACCACCAUUGAGUUAACAAGCGCAGGGACAAGCAGUACAACAAGCAAGCCAACAAACUCCACCACACCAUCAGUUACAACGCAUGCCAUUCCUCCGGCGCCACCAAGUGAGAAGCCCUCAAAAGACACAGAUAGCUUUCCUCUUUCACAUACCACUGCCUUCCCCAGAGACAUCAUAGAAGAUUCUGAAGAAGAAGACAUUAUAUGCCCCUCCAAUAUCUGUCUAAAUGGGGGAACAUGUGUAUUUGACUCAAAUGGGGAGGUUGUUUGCCUGUGUCCGCCUUCAAUGUCAGGACUCUACUGUGAGAUUCAAAAUCCAAGCUUCCUUCCUCCACCUUCACCUAGAGUUUCUAUCGAGACCAUUGCUACAGUCCAGCCCAGCACAAUCAGCUCCCUUCACAUAACCAGCACUUCCAUUUCAUUAGACCUUCAUCGUUACAUCCACACACGACCACACAUCCGAGGAAUCCGUCUGACCUACCGAAACUUGUCAGGCCCCGACCGACGGCCAUUACAACUGAAUGUGCCUCCAACUUACCCUGAAUACACGCUUAGAGGGUUACAGCCAAAUAGCACCUAUUCUGUAUGUGCUAGUCCUCUAGGAGAGCCUGUCCAUGUUUCGGUUAGUGCCUGCAUGGAGGCUCGCACAGCAGGAAUCCCACCCUCCUUCCAUGAGCCAAGUGUUGACAGGACCGAACCUUCUUCCUCUCUCAUACCCAUCGUGGCAGCUGUGGCGGUGGUGAUGGUUGUGGCCAUCGUAGCUACUGUCGUGGUUAUCUGUCGCAGGAGGAGACCCAAGGCUCCAGUGGAUGUGGACUUACAUGAGACAUCUCCUUUGGAGGUAGAGGGAGUGAAAACAAAUCCAGAGAACGGUCUGAUACAUCCGAAACAACCCGACAUCACCCCUUGUCCAUCUUUAGUACAAAAUACCGUGGAAUACGAGGCACCUUUAAUACAAGGACAGUGUCCAGCCAACAAUAAUGUAGCUUGUACAAAACCUAUGUAUGUGUAAAAGCCAUAUUGAGCUAUUCAUACCUCCAGUCCACAGAGGGCAAUGUGCUCCAUGACUCCUGCAGGCGGGUGCAAUGCAGACACUAGAUAGACUCUGGUGGGUUGGUGAACAUUUUAAUGCAUCCCAGCCAAUUGCUUAAUCUGACUGCCAGUAUUUAAACCAGGUGCAUUUGCUAUCAACAUUUUUUACAGAUUCCUUAAAUUGCUUUUUAUAACCAUAAAUAUCAGACUAUAUCAAGAAUUUCUCUCUGAGAAGUGGCCAGACAUUACUAAAUACAAUGUUGAUAGGCUGGAAAGCCGGUUUCUUUAAAGGUAGCUCAUUAAUUGUGUAGCUGGCUCUGGAAGUGGUAGACAGGAGUCAAAAAGUCAUGUCUGGACGCCUGGACUUUUUUUUGUCCAGAAACAAAUUGCACUGAUCAGAGACACUGGGACUGUGCCUAAGAGGUGCCUAGAGAAGCUGAAACCAAUCAGCCUCUUAAAAGAUGCUUCAAACAGGUUUUAAACAUCCCUCUGUUCCUCUACCCCAUCUGUCCUGCACAGGAGAUUAUUUGCUGUGAAAAAAAAAAACAUGAAGAGACAUUUUCUUACAUUGUCUAGUUUACGCUGUUAUGUUAAAGCUGUGUUAAUAUGUUUUUGUAUUUUUAAAGGAACAGUUCACCAAAAAUAAAUUCUGGUAUUGACCUACCCUCAUGUCAUUCCAAACCCAAAUAAGUGAUCAACAGAUCAAAAAACAACUACUUUAGAAAGAAUGCCACAUGAGUUUGGGAAGAUUUUAGGGCGUGUAAAUUAAAUCAAAAUUUUAAUAUUUGCGUGAACUUUUCCUUUUUGGUUUUUUAGCUGUCGUAUUUGUUUUGACUUGUAAACAUGAGACUGUAGCAAACAUUCUUUCUCCUCUCACUUGAGUGCAACAAGUUAAAAUGCUUUUACUUCUAAAUAACAAACAAACUCACUUUAAAAGAGCGAAGUCUUCAUCCUGCGUCUGACAAAGAAACACUUUGCUAGACUAUAAACACCCGCGGCCAUUUUUGACCUCAAAUUCCACACAUUAACAAACACAUUAGUACUAUAUAAGGAUAUGGAUAACAAACGCUUUUAACAAAGCUGUUUUUUUACGUGUCAGCUUUCUAAAAAUGUCUUGUACUCAUGCUUCACGGGCCCCAAACACAGACAAACCAGGGGAAGUCUUUAAAGCCAGUUUUCUUUUUGUAUUCGUUGCCAAGCUGAAUGCAGAUGGCUGUGCUCAUUUGUUUCAACCAGACUAUGAACACUAACAAAAUACUAUGGUACAGUGAUGGUAUCGGGCGCUAAUAGCAUAUUUAAGGUAAUGAAUGAUGCAAAAAUAAUAUAAUCUAAUUUGUUUUCUUUAGGCUUCCCUAAAAAGUAAGAGUUUACUUCAGAAAAGAAUAUAACAAGACCCAUGCACAACGAGACUGAAACAUUUUCUCUGUGAAAGUGCGAAUGCGUUUAAGCCAAAAGUGUCAAUGUGGAAUCGCAUGUUUAUGAGCAUUAUCAGCGCAGCAAAGUUGUGUUAAGAGAAAUGGAGCCAGUAAUCUAAUCUAAAGUGAGGAAAGGUCAAUUGUCAAAUUCUCCCCACUCUCAGCAGCCUCUUUUUUAGCCCUGCACCACAUAUCUGUGACCGCAUGCAGUACGUUCGCUGAAGAUGUCAGCGUCUCUCGCACAUCUAAACGUUUGAACUGGAAAGAGGAACAGCUUUACACAGCAUGAGGGGCUUCAAAUAUUUGAAACACUUUCAAAACCGCUUUCAAGUCCCAUGCUUACUUUGGGAUGCUUGUUGUUUCUCUCUUUUGUCGUGCACAAAGCCAAGUCUUCUCUCUUUUUUUGGAUGUAAAAAUGUGUACUCCUUGGAAGAAAAAAUGUGACAUCUGUUGAGAAAAUAAAAUGGAAAAACCA